AGUCAAAGUACAACACUGUCAUUAUUUGUAAAAAAUGCUUAUUGUAAAAUUUUUUUGGAAUUUUCUUGUAAUUUUAUAAAAGUUUUCCUAAAAAUAAACCCAAAAAAGUUUAAUGAAAACUCUAAAGAAACCUAAGAACAAGUGGUAUUAUUUGCAUCCAGGAAGUUGCCGAAAAUGAACAAACUUCCACAACCUUGUUCUCAUUUUUCCAAUGAACAUUCCACUUUGUUGGACGUCAAGCAAAUUGAUGGGAACAACACAUGUGCCAACUGCCCAUAUAAUGGACCGAAUCUGUGGAUAUGUUUGCAUCGCAAGUGUAUGCAAAUUGGUUGUUCUGAACAGGCAAAUGACCAUAGCACGGAACACUUUCAACGUAGUAAGGAUAAACAUUUGCACUGCAUACAUAUGAAUUUAUCGUCUCAGAGGGCCUGGUGUUAUCUUUGUGAACGUGAGGUGUCCAUUGGAGGUACCGAUCGACAUGUACAUGUAACUGCUGAUCCACUUUUGCGUGGUAUGGCCUAUUCUGACGAGGAGAAUGAUUCAGAUUCUGGUACAAGUGGUGCAAGUACUGGUUUGGUGGGCUUACAGAAUAUAGCAAACACUUGUUAUAUGAAUUCGGCCCUGCAGGCUUUAAGCAAUGUUGUGCCCAUGACCCAUUAUUUUUUACAUUGCAGUGAUUUGGUAGAUUAUACCCUAGAACAGGGUGCUCAUAGAUGUAAGGCAGGUUUAGCUAAGAGCUAUCAACGUUUAAUGCGUGAUAUGUGGCGUAAAAGAGGAGAAGGCAAAGCAUUUUUAGCCCCCCGUAGUAUAUUGUAUGGCAUCCGUUCAGUUCAUCCCAUGUUUAGAGGAUUUCAGCAACACGAUACCCAAGAGUUUUUGCGCUGUUUUAUGGAUCAAUUGCAUGAAGAACUAAAGGAGCAAACCUGCAAUAUUGAGGCCAGAACAAUAGUCUCCUCAUCAAAAGCCUCUACUAUAACAGCAAACUAUGAGGAUGAAGAUACGCCCUCCGAAAUGAGCUCAACCUGCAGUUCAAAUUCGUUGGGAUCAGAUUAUUUAACAUGCGAAAGUUCUGCUUCUGAACAAUCUAGUCUUUGUGAAGAACCCAUCAACACUAAACCCACCAUGAUGACCAACUCUUCGUGUUCUGCUUCUGUAAGUGGAUCAACCAAUACGUCAAAUUCAACAGUUUCUACUUCGGCUUCAACGGUACGUUCAAUUGUUAGUGACAUUUUUGAUGGCAAAUUAUUAUCUUCGGUCCAAUGUUUAACCUGUGAUCGCAUCUCGACUCGAGAGGAAACUUUCCAGGAUUUAUCUUUACCCAUUCCCAACCGUGAUUUCUUGACAGUUCUUCAUCAAACCAAUAGCAUAAGUGUACAAAGCUUGAAUAGCAUAGACUCUACAACAUCGGCCAGGUCCAAUGACAGUUGGUUAUCGUGGAUUUGGAAUAUGGUACGUUCUUGGCUGUGGGGUCCAUCGGUGACAUUGCACGACUGUAUGGCUAGUUUCUUUAGUGCGGACGAACUAAAGGGCGACAAUAUGUAUAGUUGCGAAAAAUGUAAUAAACUACGAACUGGAGUGAAGUAUUCACGCAUUCUAGAUCUGCCCGAAGUUCUGUGCAUACAUUUGAAGCGCUUUCGUCAUGAUUUAUCAUACAGUUCGAAAAUUUCUUCACAUGUUGAAUUUCCAUUGGAAAAUUUCGAUAUGAGAUCUUAUAUACACAAGGAUUGCAAAUCGCAAAUACCACUUUACAAUCUCUCUUCGGUGAUAUGUCAUCAUGGUACAGUGGGUGGUGGUCAUUACACUUGUUUUGCCCGCAAUGCUCUUACCGAUCGCUGGUAUGAAUUCGAUGAUCACCAUGUCAAUGAAGUUCAGCCGGAGGUUGUUCAAAACUGCCAAGCCUAUGUUUUAUUCUAUCACAAAAAUAAUCCUCAAAUGGAGCAUAUACGUUUUGAGGCAAACGAAUUGGCUGCUUCGUAUCCGGUAUCACAGUCCGACAUAAGAUUUUACAUAUCUCGGGAGUGGUUGGCACGCUUUAAUACAUUCUCAGAGCCUGGUCCUAUAAGCAACUGGUCAAUGCUUUGUCCCCAUGGAGGCGUUUUGCAUUCAAAAAUAUCGGUGAUAGCACAGUUGGCAGUACCAAUUUCUCAACAAUUGUGGGAGUUUCUAUAUCGCAAAUUUGGUGGCGGUCCAGCCAUUAAUAUGCUAUUUGAAUGUGAGGCUUGUAAGAGAUCUGCAGAGGCCUUAGCACAUCGUCAACAUUACGAACAUUCCGUUUUCCAACGUUACAAUGACUUGGAACUGGAUUCGGGUGCCAUUUAUGCUGUCUCCAUGAGCUGGUUACGUAAAUGGCAACAAUUUGCCAGAGGUUUGACACACAAGGAACCUGGCGCCAUUAAUAACUCUAGUAUAGUGCCAUCAUCAAAAGAUGCAGGACAAAAGAGUUCGCCAGUGCGUAAUGUACGCAUUGGUUCUGAUUAUGUGCAAAUAAAUGCACCAGCUUGGCGCUUCUUGCACGACAUUUAUGGUGGCGGUCCGGAAGUUCUAUUAAGGCCCUCACUAACGGAAGAGAUCAUUAUUAUAGAUCAAGAUGAAUUGGAUGAGAGUGAGGAUGGUCAAACUGGUAACAUUUCAGACACUGAAAGUAACAUGGGAGGACACAAUUAUAAUUUCCCCGAAUCUAUAGCUGUUAAUACUACAACAGAAAGUUCACUCAACGAAAAUGCAGAAGAGUGUGAGGAUGAGGUUUCCUCGCCUAAUGCCAACAAGAAAAGGCAAAAGCAAAAAGAAAAGUCGACGGGUAAGAAAUAUACCAAAACUUCGCAUGUAACCAAAAAACUAACAUUAACCAAAGGAGCCAAAAACAAAGGAAAUCAAGAAUUAUUUGGCCUUCAAGGUAAAUAUAUAGCAAAAGAUAGUGAAACAUAUUCCCAAGAUGAUGACGAAGAACAAGUGCAGCAGCAACAACAACAAAAUAGCCAUAACGAUAAGCAACAAGAAGCAUUUAUUACAUUGGGUAAUAAAUCGAAAAAAGCAUUCCGCAACGAAAAACGCCAAAAACAGCAGCAGCAACGUAAAACAAAUGUCGCUGCCAAUGUGAACGAGCCAACGGAAAAACGUAAUAAACGUGGUAAAAAAUCGAAAAACUCUGUUGUUUUGAAAACCAUGCAACAAAUACCUGACACAGCUGCCAGUGAUUCCAAUGAAACGGAUAUCUAGAGUGUGACUACAUAUGAAAAACAUAUUUGAUUUCUUUAUAUUUUGUUUCUUCUUUAGUUCGUUGGUAACAACGAAAAACUUGUAAUAAUUAUGUUUAUUUCCAUUUCUUUCUUAGAAAUUUAAUUUAUUUUAAUUAGUUUUUAAUAAAUAAAUAAAAAAAAGGAAAACAAA
This is a messenger RNA of Lucilia sericata (common green bottle fly), 3387 nucleotides long. RefSeq names its product ubiquitin carboxyl-terminal hydrolase 20 (gene Usp20-33). Bases 175 to 3216 code for a protein of 1013 amino acids. Gene Ontology annotation, biological process: protein deubiquitination. The transcript has 4 exons. The record is from RefSeq and is a predicted model, not a curated record. Lineage: Eukaryota; Metazoa; Arthropoda; Insecta; Diptera; Calliphoridae. Gene Ontology annotation, molecular function: zinc ion binding; cysteine-type deubiquitinase activity.